ACUUAGCUUCUUUGUGCUCACUCACAACCCAAUCUCAACAAGCCAAUGGCUCUAAAAGGUCAACAAGUCAUGAGUGCGAUCUUGGUCAUGAUGGUCAUGGUCUUGGGUGGAGCUCGGGCUCAAUCGAGCACAUGUACCAACACUCUCAUGGGGUUAGCACCGUGUCUGAACUUUGUUACCGGGAACACGACUGCUCCUUCACCUUCAUGUUGUUCACAACUAGCGAGCGUGGUACAAACACAACCACGUUGUCUUUGCUCAUUGCUUGGUGGCAAUCUCCCAAACAUCGGUGUUACUAUUAACCAAACUCUUGCAGUUUCACUUCCUGGUGCUUGUCAAGUACAAACUCCUCCAAUCAGUCUAUGCAAUGGCGCUUCCAAUGGACCUGCUGGUGCACCUGCUAGUGCACCUGCUGCUGCACCUACAAGCUCAACAAUUGCCCCAACCGGCUCUACUGGUUCACAGGCAGAACCUUCAGAAGAAACCCCUGCAGCUGAAGCUCCCCCGGCAUCAACAACCCCAAGUGUCCCUUCAGGAUCAGGAUCUGGGGCAGGAUCGAAAUCAACGCCAUCAACCAACAACAAUGCAUCAGAUGGAAGCAAAUUCGGAGCACCAAGUUACCUUUUGCUUUUUGCUCUCUUCUUCGGAAUGAAAUUGUGAGAAUGUUGUGACCAUCAAGAGUUUAUAUUGUUGGUUUCUGUAUUUGCUUGCACAAAUUGUUUCAUUUGUUCUGUGUGUGAUUAUGGUUUCCAUUUCUUUUUUUUCUGUAACGUUUUAUCUCUUAUUUGAUUUGAUAUAUAAAUAUAAGAUCAUUAUGUUUCCUUUUAUUC
Molecule: messenger RNA, 830 nt
Organism: Erigeron canadensis
Lineage: Eukaryota; Viridiplantae; Streptophyta; Magnoliopsida; Asterales; Asteraceae
Product: non-specific lipid transfer protein GPI-anchored 5-like
Exons: 3
Coding region: 46-660 (204 amino acids)
Biological process (GO): lipid transport
Molecular function (GO): lipid binding
Source: RefSeq, a predicted model, not a curated record